Messenger RNA from Panicum virgatum (switchgrass), 1935 nucleotides. Its product is annotated as transcription factor bHLH96-like. The record is from RefSeq and is a predicted model, not a curated record. Gene Ontology annotation, molecular function: RNA polymerase II cis-regulatory region sequence-specific DNA binding; protein dimerization activity; DNA-binding transcription factor activity, RNA polymerase II-specific. Bases 458 to 1525 code for a protein of 355 amino acids. NCBI's taxonomy places the organism in Eukaryota, Viridiplantae, Streptophyta, Magnoliopsida, Poales, Poaceae. Gene Ontology annotation, biological process: regulation of transcription by RNA polymerase II. The transcript is spliced from 3 exons.
CUACUCUACUGGGAGUCUGGGCCGAGCUGGCCUGGCCGGGACACUGCGCCUGCCUCACUGUGCCGCAGCGCCACGGCUGCCAGCUCCUACUACCUCUCUACCUGAGCACCCACUGUUCCUCGGCUACUACUCGGCUCGGCGAAACCUUAUCCUUUCCCCGUAUGCUCAGCCCGCCACUAGUGACGAAGAACACACAGCACGCGUGCCACCAACGCAGCGAGCUCAGAGCCUCAGAUACGCAUCAGUUGGCAGGCAGCCGCGGCAAAGCUGCGGAGGGGAAGAGCGAUAAGUAGUAGAGGCGGGGCGGGGCGGGGUGUUGGUACACGCGCGGCCCGCGAGUAGACGAUACAUACCGCGCGUUGCCACCGGGAGCUUACCGACACCGAGAAGCGGCCGCGCGGGGCGAGCGGGGGCGAAGCUAGCUAGUGCCCGUCGGCCGGCCGCGACCCCGCCCGCCAUGUCGGCGCUAGUGGACGCGCUAUGCGCGCCGACCGGCGACGCCGCGGCGCUCAUCUACGACACCUUCAACGCCGCUAGCUUCCUCUUCGACGGGCCCGCGGCGGCGGCGCUCUACGACGGCGCCGGCAUUGUCGAGUGCCCGCCGCCCGCGCAGCAGCAGCAGCAGCAGCAGGCGGCCGAGGCCGCGGGGGAGACGCAGGCGGCGACGUCGUCGGCGCCGACCAGGGUCAGGAAGCGGCGGCGGCGGGCGCGGAGCUGCAAGUCCAGGGAGGAGACCGAGACCCAGCGGAUGACGCACAUCGCCGUGGAGCGCAACCGCCGCCGCCAGAUGAACGAGUACCUCGCCGUGCUCCGCUCCCUCAUGCCGGAACCCUACGUCCAGAGGGGCGACCAAGCUUCCAUUGUCGGAGGGGCAAUCGAGUUCGUGAAGGAGCUCGAGCAGCAGCUGCAGUGCCUCGAGGCGCAGAAGCGAAAGCUGCUGGUUCAUCAGCACAAGGCGGCGAAGCCCGACGCGACGCCGAUGCACCACUCCGCCAGCAGCAGCAGCACCAAGGCCCCAGCCGGUACCACGGCCUGCGUGGAAACCGCGGCUGCGACGGCGGUUGCGGCGACGACGAGCAACUGCAGCAGCAGCGUGACCGAGGACGCGGCCGACCACGCGCCACCGCCCCCGUUCGCGCAGUUCUUCACGUACCCGCAGUACGUGUGGUGCCACUCCCCGCGCGACCCUGCGUCGUCGGCGGCGGCGGCGGCGGCGGAGGACGGCGGCGGGCGGCCGGGGGUGGCCGACAUCGAGGUGACCCUGGUGGAGACGCACGCCAGCCUCCGCGUGAUGACGCCGCGGCGGCCCGGGCAGCUGCUCGGCCUCGUCGCCGGGCUGCAGGCGCUCCGCCUCGGCGUGCUCCACCUCAGCGUCACCACGCUGGAGUCCCUGGUCCUCUACUCCAUCAGCGUCAAGGUGGAGGAAGGGUGCGGCCUGGCGACGGUGGAGGACAUCGCCGCCGCCGCGCACCACGUGCUCUGCCUCAUCGACGCCGCCGAACCCACCGAGCAGGGCCCGCGAUAGGGGCCGCCGCCGCGCGACGCGAGCCGGCCGACGACGUCCCCGGCGAUCGAGGAGACAGGAGAGGGCCAUUUGAUGCAGAUGCCGUGGCUCCGGUCACGUACACGGCCGGGUCCUUUUGGCCGAGGCGGCCGGGCUUGUGACUCGUCAGCGAGCGAUGCCGAGCGCGCCUCGUGUGUUUGCCGUGCGUCUUGCUGUGGACGGAACUGCCGUUUUGCAGGGCUCGGUGGAAUGUCUCGAUGUAACUGUGUAGUUUUUUUUUCUUUUUUCCCUUCACUUUCUUUUUGGUUUUUCAAUUAGAUGUUCAAGCGUGUUGUUGGCAUGUCGUCGCAAUGUUUCGCCUCGCAUUUUAUGUGAAGGUUAGCUUCUUCAGCUCCAUAUUGUUCACAAGAAUUUCCACAGCUCUUGGAACA